GCGGCGACUGGGCGCAUGCGCCUCCCCCUGCGAGAGGAGGUGGUGAUCGUUGUCCGCUUGCGCGCGCGCCGCUGCUCCCUCUGGCGGCGCCCCAGGAGCCGGGCACUCGCUCGGCGAAGGUUCCGGAGCCUGCGCUCGCCCCCGCCCCCGCCCGCGCGCGGCCCCCGCCUGCGCGCGCGCUCUCUCCUGUCACUCCCCCGCUCCCCCCCUCCCUUCCAGCCGGCUUCGCUGCGCGUCUCCAGCGAGCUCCCCCUGCAGCAGCCGCGGCGGCAGGUAGGCGCCCGGGACUCCCCACCCAAUGCAAACCCCGCCCGGGGGGAGCGGGGGCACCGGCAGACCUUGGGGCAGGGCACAGAUAACUUUUGCAACAGGAUGGCUGAGCCACGUCAGGAUUUCAAUAUGAUGGAAGACCAUUCGAUGAGCCAAGCUAAGCAGAUCCCGUCAGGCUAUCCCCUGCAGAUACCGGUUGAUGAUGGAUCAGAUGAACCCAUUUCCGAGACCUCUGAUGCUAAGAGCACUCCAACUAUGGAAGAUGCCACGGCCCCGUUAGUGGAGGAGAGAGCAGAUGAGGAUCGGAUUGCAGCUCGGCAGCACGUGGAGAUACCCGAGGGAACCACAGCUGAGGAAGCAGGUGUGGGAGCUACUCCUAACCUUGAGGAUCAAGCUGCAGGAGAUGGUGCUCAAGAGGAGCUGAGCUCCCCAAGGCUCUGGGAGAGUGUGGAACCUGGAAUUCAGGAGCCUGUGGCAAGUGAGAUUCAGCCAGAAAAACAAGCAGCUCGUAUUGACAGUAAAGACAAAGACGGAACUGAUACUGAAGAGAAAAAGCCUAAGACAUCCACACCUUCCUCUGCCAAACCCCUGAAAGGUAGAUCCUCCAUUACCCCCCAACGACCCUCCUCUGUUAGUACAACCCCUUUGAAAAACCCCUCCACUCCUGCUGAGUCCUCAGUACCAGCUUCCACUCCUAAACGAGUCUCUUCUAUCACAUCCCGACCUGCCAGUACAGGAACAAAAGACACCAAGCCAAAGGGUCCGGAGAUGAAAAGCGGAAUGAAGAUGGCUGCUCCCAGGUCUGCAGCACAGACUCAAAAAAGCCCAGCCAACGCUACCCGGAUCCCGGCAAAAACGCCCACGACCCCCAAGACGCCUCCCAAUGCUGCUGGCAGGAAGGAGCAGAGAAAGCCGCCUACCACAGCAGCAAAAUCUGAGAAAGGUGAACCAGCGAAGUCUGGAGACAGAAGUGGUUACAGCAGCCCUGGCUCACCUGGGACCCCUGGCAGCCGUUCCCGCACGCCCUCCCUGCCAACUCCCCCGAACAGGGAGCCCAAGAAGGUGGCAGUGGUUCGCACACCACCGAAAUCCCCUGCUUCUGCCAAGAGCCGCCUGCAGACUUCUACCGCCCCCAUGCCUGAUCUGAAAAAUGUCAGGUCCAAGAUUGGUUCCACUGAAAACCUGAAGCACCAGCCAGGAGGUGGAAAGGUGCAGAUAAUGAAUAAGAAGCUGGAUCUUAGCAACGUUCAAUCCAAGUGUGGCUCAAAGGAUAAUAUCAAACACAGCCCAGGAGGAGGCAGUGUGCAAAUUGUUUACAAGCCUGUAGACCUGAGCCAUGUGACAUCCAAAUGUGGUUCCUUGGGCAACAUUCAUCAUAAACCAGGUGGUGGCCAGGUGGAGGUGAAAUCGGAGAAACUGGACUUCAAAGAGAAGGUGCAAUCGAAAAUUGGGUCGUUAGAUAACAUCAGCCAUGUCCCUGGAGGAGGGAAUAAAAAGAGAGAGAAGGGCAAGGAUGAUGAGCGCGGUGCACAAAAUGGUGUCCCCCAAAGUGCAGGGCCUCAGUCAUUGCUCGCUGAGCCCCCCAUCCCCGAGGAGAGCCCGCUCCCAGACUUGCAGCCAGAUGGUGAUGCCAAUCGAGUCUCACAAGCUGACCUUCCGCGAGAAUGCCAAAGCCAAGACUGACCACGGAGCCGAAAUCGUCUACAAGUCCCCCACCGUCUCCGGAGAUGCCUCCCCCCGUCGCCUUAGCAACGUCUCCUCCACCGGCAGUAUCAACAUGGUGGACUCCCCCCAGCUGGCCACACUAGCUGACGAAGUGUCUGCUUCCCUGGCCAAGCAGGGCUUGUGAUCGCCUGGCCGCGGGCGGAGAGAAGAGAAGAGAAAUCAAUCUGGCCUUCUUCCUCUGUUCCUUUUACAACUACUGCCCCCUCCCCCUGCCCCCCAGAUGGGUAAUGAUUUAACCUACUUUUACUGUCCAUUCAGCUCUGGCUCCAGGACUUCAAAAUCAGUAACAGCAUUAGAUAUAAACCCUCGCCUUCCCCAGGCGAUCUUAGCCCAGUAUAAAGGAACCUGAUCACACCCACACAAAGGGAGUUUGGUUUCUGGAGAGGGUGGUGCUGCUUAAAUUUAACUUCAAGGUACAAGCCUGUUUCCCCCAGCGUCAUUUCAGCCAGACUGAUCCCCAGCCCCCCAAGAUACAGUGAGCCCGGCACCUCCCCGCCUCUAACAACAUCCCUGGUUGCUUUCCAGCACCCCCACCCACCCCCAGGCCACUGGUUUGCUUCAAACAUGCUUCAUUGUCCCAGCAAUUUCCUGGGGGCAACCGCCCCCUGCUGGGGAGCAUGAGGCACAGCCCUCACCAUGGAAAUGGAGUCAUGACAAUGGAAAUCUCGUGUUUGCAGUGUUGUUGUGGCAGUGUCGGUCCCAGGAUAUGAGAGAGACCAAGGUGGGUGAGGUAAAAGCUUUUACUGGACCAGCUCUGGUUGGUGAGAGAGACAAGCUUUCGAGCUACACAGAACUCUUCCCUCCGCUCUGGGAAGGGUACUUGGUGUUACAGCUGAGUAACUGCGAGCACCUUUCCCGGACCUGAGGAAGAGCUCGGUGUAGCUGGAAAAUGUCUCUCCCACCGCCAGAAGCUGGUCUAGUAAAAGCUGUUACCUCACCCACUUGCCUCUCUGAUGAAAAUCUCAGACUAGUUAAUACUAUGUAGAAACCCAGAGACAGUAUGGGAGGCCACCCACCUUCCCCAGGGACUUCUUGGGGAGGGAUGUGACAGAAACACCCUUUUUCUCCCCUGGAAUUUGGCCCCGAAGCUACUUGGAUUCCUGGUCACAGGCUGGGGCCGACGCUCCGACUGUCUCUCCUCUAAUUAAAGGGCACCAGCCUUAUUCCUUACACCCAGCAAAACUGACUUUCAAGUCCUGGGAGCCCACAGCUUCCCUACACGUGGUGCGAAUGCCACGCCCUGAAGGGCGUAGUUCUGUUAGCCACGGCAAACUCGCUGUUCUCAGAGCUGGUUCCUUUGUCUAGGCAAGGAUCUCGCCUGCUCUCUGGUUUCACUAACGUGUGGUUUUAGGGCUCCUCCUUUUAACUCAUAUUAAUGACAACAACUGGUGACUCUUCUCCCAGGCUGUUCCUCUUACAAAAGGAUUUCAGCCUUCAACCCAGGCCUCUAGGGCAGGGCCUGCUCCCACCACUACUCUUCUCCUGGGCUGAGGGUUCUUACCCUGCUCAAUUUUAUGGCCUUGGGCAUCUAUCCAGUUCACCGCCCUCUUCCUCCUGUCCCGCUCCCACUCCUGCCAGCGUGUGUCCUGUGCACUGUGUGGUCUGGAGUGCAGGUAACCCCGGAGCACGGUCCCUCUGCAAGGCAACAAUAUGCCUUAAACACUGGGAGAGUGGGUUGGGGGACCUGUUGCAAGAACGAGCAGAGUGCUGGGGCUAUGCUGACCCAUCUGAAUUCCUAAGGAAUAUUGUGAGGACAGGGGGGAUGGCUGGAAUUUGUUUCCCUCCCUCCAUACCUGUAGGCUUUCUGUUCCUCCCAUGGUACGAGGCUACAGCCAUGCUUGUCUGUGUCUGAGUGAUUGAUUGUGGGCUUGAAUUCUGUGAGGCUGGCCACACAGAUUUCUCAACUUGUGUGUCAGUUUCUGAGAAGCUGCCCUAGCCGUGAGGCCGUUGCAGAGUGAAAGUUCUCUUGCCCUGAGCUGAAUUAAUAGAGGACUUUCAUGUUCUGUGCUAUCUUCCAGUAGAAAAGGGAGUCUCUUGAGUUAGACACAUCUGGGACAGCUAAGAGCUGUGGGAUUUGAAUUCUCCAUCUUGUUAGCAUAACAAUUACUAGAGCGAAGGCACGUUUCUUUGGUCAGAGCAGUGGAUAGAGGGUGACAAAGCCGCGGACAGAUGGAAAGAGCAUCACUCUUUCACCUCGCAAUUUUUGGAAGAAAAACUUUGUCCAGGAGAUAAGAUGUGCCUGAAGAUAGAAAUUGGGCUUCCCUCUUCUUAAACCCGACUGCCUGCCCAUAAAUCCCUCCCUUACACCCCCAGGUGGCCCCUGCCUCUUUUAAGCUCCAAAAGCUGGCUCCAUGCGGUGGUAAUGAUGACACUAGGGAUUAUCACUUCAUUUAGCAAAGGGAUGCUCUUGACGUGUAUCCCUCCCGCCCUAGUUUUGUCGGAGUGGUGCAUUUAUGCUGGAGCUGUUGAGUAGAUGAGUCUUGGAUUUUUUCUUUGGCAUACCCUAGUGUUGUAUAGUGGGACUUGUCUGUAUAUGCUUGGAAAUCACCAGGGUGAUGAUUGUUCUGUAAAAAGCAUGUGUUGUAAAAUUCAGUAGGUAGGUUUUGAACUGCCCCGUGUGCUCAGUACUGAGCUAGAAUUCAGCCAAAGCGACUCUCGCUGCUGUUCGUUUAAUCAGAAAAGAGUGAGAGGAAAUCUGGCUAAGGCCAGAGACAAAUGCAGUCAGCACUGACCCGGUAGCAGCUCAUGAUGGGAAAUGUAUUUCCAGAAGCUGGAGGGUUCUGGCCCUAUGAGCUGUGUAUGUUUUCUGGGAAUUUGGCCAGCAAAGGACAGAGAAGACUCUGGAAGUUCAUCGCAGAAGGUGGUUGCACUGCUUAGCUGGUGAAAUUGUCCUGCUAGAUAAUUGGGUCACUGAGCCCAACCCUUCAUCCUGUGCAGGACUGGGCUGUACAUGUCCUCUGAGACUUUUUCCAGUCUUCAUUAGAUGCCCCAGGUGAUGAGGCUGCCCUUGGCUUCAUAGCCACUGCCCAGGAAAACCUUUCCCAAAGCCAAGUGCUGUCGUGGCGAUGGGAGUGCUGCAGGCCUGGUGAUCACUUUUCUCUGGAUCACAUUUGAACCCUUGAGUGCUAUAGAUCCCAGCAGCAUUUUAAUGGACUUCCAACUUUAAAAAGGAGGCAGAGCGGAUCCCCUCCUGUUACACCCACUGAGCACUUGGUAUUUUGUGGCUCAGCCUCCCAGUGAUCUCUCUCGUAAGCACUUCCAGUCCCUGACACCCCUGUACUGCCCUCCUUUGCAGAUGGGGAAAAGGAGGCAGGCUGGAGGAGUGAUUUGCCCAAAGCGUCAGUCAUUGAGCUGGGAUUAGAAUUUGGGGAGCCCAGGGCUCAAACCAGUAAAGCCUUUGAUUUCACAGGAGCACCAUUUCCUCCGUUACCCAGUGACCCGCUGGUGGGAGAAGCAGAGGGCAGCUCUGUUCCGUCUUCUGAAGCUCGAGCUGCUAGUUCCCACCCUGUGUAAUGUCCGGCUUGAGGCUGGGAGCAAGGCUCACUUCUGUGCCAGUGACUGUGGGGGCUGUGAUCAAAGACCAUUAAAGCUGACUCCCCGGGGCGGCCCAUUGGCUGCGUAAGGCAGAAGACACUUUAAUGUUUGGAAGUGGUGUGUUAGUCACAUCCUGUGGCUCCCCCAUUAACAACCUCAGCUUCUCUGGGGUCUUUGUGAGCUUACCAGACCCCUCAUGGCCCCCCGGUGUGAGUGCAGCUCUUCGGGAGGUCAGAGGCCAGGGAGUGAGACACUCACUGCUAGACAUGGGGGUGGGGUGUCUGUGAUACAGUAACUCCUCACUUCACCUUGUAGUUAUGUUCCUGAAAAAUGCAACUUAAAGCGAAAUGAUGUUAAGCGAAUCCAAUUUUCCCAUAAGAAUUAAUGUAAAUAGGGGGACAAAAGACUGUGUGUGUAAGUUUUAAACAAUUUAUGAUGAUGAUUGUGAAGCUUGGUUGAGGUGGUGGGAUAUUUCCCAGGGAAUGCCUUACUGCUAAAUGAUGAACUAGCACUUGGCUGAGCCCUCAAGGGUUAACUGGUUGUUAAUGGAGCCUCACACUCUGCAAGGCAGCAGGAAUGGAGGGAGGGGAGAGACACACCCUGUGUGUGUGUGUGUGUGUGUGUGAGAGAGAGAUGCGCAUUGCCCCUUCAGGUACCUGCCCCACUCUUAAGUACACUGCCUUGUUAAGUUAAUCAGCAAGCUGAGAUGGCAGCAGCUGCUGCCAGGAAGCUCCCUCUGUCCUGAGCGUCUCCCCCGCUGUACGGAGAUGGGGUAAGCGGGUUGCAGGAGCAGGGGUAUGCUCUGACAUUAGCCCCUCCUGCCCCCAGCAAGCAGGAGGCUCUGGAGAGCAGCUCCCAGGCAAAGGGCAGGCGCAGCACACGGGCGUUGGGGGAGGGAGAGCUGAACUGCCGGCAGUUGAUAGCCCAGGGCUGCUGCACAGGGAAGUGGGGAGCUGAGGGUCCACCCCGGUUCCAAGCCCCCAUCAGGCUGCUCUUCCUGCAAGCAGGGGGCUGCACAACUGUAAAUGAGCAUGUUCCCCCAUCGAUCGGUGACAUAACAACGUUAAGCAGGUCGACUUUAAGGGAGGAGUUGCUGUACCAUGUCCAGGCACCGGGCUUGGGGGCUGUGUAGUGAGAGGGCCACACGCACACCUGGCAGGAUGGGGCUGCCUGAAGGCGAGCUCAGGAUUAAAGGGCGUGCCAGGAACUAGCGCGUUAGUCUGGGGGCGGUGUGUUCCCUGGAGAGAGGCUGAUUUCGGAAUUGUAAGUGGAAAAGAAAAUGCCCGGAAGUUGGGUGGCUUCCUGGGGCUUUCAAGUGUAAAUCAUGGGAAAGUAGGUGAGCUGUGGAGAAGAGCCUUAAAGGAAAGCUGCCCUUCAAAAUAAAAAGAGCUGAGCUGCUGGGGGAGCCCGGAAGUCCAGAGGUGCUUCGGGUUUGCACCAUUCGAGCCCUUUGUUUUAGCCGCUCGUUUAUGCAACCCUGAGUGCAAAUUAAGGUUAAAACAAGAAACUAUCCCUCUCUCGCUGCUUUAGUUGCUAUGGCAACCUAUUCGGACGAAGAGGGAGGUCACUGGCCUUGGCUGAUGCUUGCCAUCCCUUGCCCUGCUGCGCAUGCAGUCCCGCCUGGCAGCCUUUGCCAGACCGAAGAGGCUUCGAUCUGCUUCCGAGCUAGCUUUCCUUCCUCAAGGGCGGGGCCACCUGUGGUGGAGGCGAAGCUGUUUCUGAGGAGGAGAUGUCAGUGUUCGGGAAAUCGGCGGGGGCUACCCCCGCCCCGUUCCCCCACUGAUACAGCCUGGGCGUACCCAGCAAGGUACCUGGCUCGGGCCACUGCCGUGCUCGGUGGCAGGAUUUCAAACGGCCGGACCCUUUCACGGGCCUGCUGUUUUACGGUGUAGACCUGCAUCCAGCAGCCCUUUGCCAGUGCGAGUCAGCCCAGCACGAAUGGCAGGGGGCCAGCAAGUCUGGCUUUGCUCAGGGGCCACGUUUGCAAUAGGCUGCUCUGUUUUAGAGGCACAGGGCUAUUGCUUCCUAGCUCGUAGUCCAGUAGUGGUGCUUGUUUGCCUGGUUUGUUGCAACCUUAUCUCCUGUAUGAUGAGCAGAGGCAGCCCUGAGUUUAGCAUCAGAGCUCAUCCCGCCCGCUACUAGCAUCAGUCUCGCCAGAGGUAAUGGCCAGAUAUGGAGCAGCCUGCUGCUCUUGUACCAAAACAACUGAGGGAGGAGGAGUCUGAGCCCUGGUGCAGCUGUUGGCUCUGGUGUAUGGACUAACCCCCCCGAGGAAAUGAGCUACUCCUAAGGCAGCUCAGUGUCAGGUACCUGGCUGGGUAAAGGAUGUCACCACACUGUUUUCCUUCUUAUAAUUACAUUGACUGAGCUGAAUUUCAGUUUUAGAUGUUCAAGGGCGGAGGGAUAGCUCAGCGGUUUGAGGAUUGGCCUGCUAAACCCAUGGUUGUGAGUUCAAUCCUUGAGGGGGCCAUUUAGGGAUCUGGGGCAAACAUUGGGGACUGGUCCUGCUUUGAGCAGGGGGUUGGACUAGAUGAUGUCCUGAGGUCCCUUCCAACCCUGAUAUUCUACAAGCUGUGAAUCAGUUCAGCUGGUGUGGUGGGUGGCACAAAUUCGAGCCUGGAGUUUCUGGCCCUGAGCAAUGGUAUGAUUUCUCUAGGCUGCCAGUACAGCCAGCUGUCUCUGUUGCUCAUUCUGAUCAGCCCUUCAGGAACCAAGAGGAGUCUGGGGAAGGUUGCCUGAAGGACUGGCUCAGCUUGGAAAGGGAGAUGCUAGCUGGGGUGUUGAGGGCAAGCAAGUCAGCCUAUUGGCCAACACUUAUUUCCACUGGGAUCUCCACAUUCACUAUUUGCACUCAGUGGAGCCACAGCAUUGGUUGUCUAAUGCCAGCUGAAUGCAUUCGCUGUCAAUAGUUCCACUUAAAUGGACUCUGUGAUUAUCUUUGUAUCAUUGUGGGAUGAUAGGAACCCUAGGAUAUUUCUGUCCUAUGUAAAUGAGCAACUGGGAGACCCAGUGAACAAAUCAGUUCACCCAUUUUAACCCUCUUCUGCUUCAGACUGGGCACCUGCAGUGCUGUUAAUCUAAAACUCUCCUUAGGCCACACUGUACUCAGUGGAAAUUGGCUAAGUCAGGGCUUGCUGCAGGCCCCUGCCACUUCCCAACACCCUUGCGGCCUGGCCCGGCCAGAGGUGCUUGGCUUUGGCACAGUCAGCACCCAGUUAUUUUAUAAUGUAGAUAGCUGGAGUUCAGGAAUGGGGGGUUUUAGUUUUAUUAACCCUUAGAACCCCAGCCUGAAUGUCAGUUGUUGGAAGCUUACAGAGAUCUGCAGCCUCAACCCCCUUCCCGGCUGUUUCAACUUCCCAAAGUCAGUCCUCGAAUCUGCAGUCAUUGCUGUGUCUAGAGCUUCUCUCCCUGCCCUUUCCAGCCCCCUGCUAUGCUGUCAGCACUCUACCCUCUCCAGAUGGGUCCCAGCCCUUCGUUGCAGCACCCAGACACUUAUCUUCCAGCAAAGUAGCUAGGCCCAGUUCCCACCCUAACCCUCCAUUCUCCAAGAGCCCAAGCCUGACCCCCAGCCCAUAGAAUGUGGUCAUUUUAUAGACAUCAUCUACCUGGGCCUUAAGCCAAGACCUGAGAUUUACUGCUAAAGGAUGGUACACUGAUGUUCUGUUCCUUUGCUACAACACCCAUCUUGGUCUGAAAAGGGUUCAAACUGGUACUAUAGAACUGUAUUUCUGAAUUGGGGGGAGGGAUAGCUCAGUGGUUUGAGCAUUGGCCUGCUAAAUCCAGGGUUGUCACUUCAAUCCUUGAGGGGGUCAUUUAGGGAUCUGGGGCAAAAAUUGGGGAUUGGUCCUGCUUUGAGCAGGAGGUUGGUCUAGAUUACCUCCUGAAGUCCCUUCCAACCCUGAUAUUCUAUGAACUCCAAAAAAUGCUCGCUACAGGCAUUUGAAGUGGCAAAAGGACAAUUCUAGUAUUUGCAAUCCUGUGAUUCCCUUUUGAAUUUUGCAGGGGGAUGGGGUAGGAGGGCUUAAUCUCUGUAUGAUCAUCCUAGCUUAGCUUCCUGUUUGUGACUGUCCCUAGUGUAGUGUGUGUGUUUUAACAACUGGUUUACACGGAUCGUUGCUGUAAACGUGAAUUUGGAAAUAAAGUCAUUACUACAACAAAA
This is a messenger RNA of Chelonia mydas (Green sea turtle), 9688 nucleotides long. It is a transcript of the gene MAPT, whose product is annotated as microtubule associated protein tau. The transcript is spliced from 16 exons. Gene Ontology annotation, molecular function: microtubule binding. Gene Ontology annotation, cellular component: neuron projection. Bases 16 to 1953 code for a protein of 645 amino acids. Gene Ontology annotation, biological process: neuron projection development; microtubule cytoskeleton organization. The record is from RefSeq and is a predicted model, not a curated record. NCBI's taxonomy places the organism in Eukaryota, Metazoa, Chordata, Testudines, Cheloniidae.